Messenger RNA from Homarus americanus (American lobster), 1919 nucleotides. RefSeq names its product PRELI domain-containing protein 1, mitochondrial-like (gene prel). NCBI's taxonomy places the organism in Eukaryota, Metazoa, Arthropoda, Malacostraca, Decapoda, Nephropidae. Gene Ontology annotation, cellular component: mitochondrial intermembrane space. Bases 255 to 917 code for a protein of 220 amino acids. The record is from RefSeq and is a predicted model, not a curated record. Gene Ontology annotation, biological process: phospholipid transport. The transcript is spliced from 7 exons. Gene Ontology annotation, molecular function: phosphatidic acid transfer activity.
UGUAAACAUGGUAGUGGUAGGAGGCGCCACUCAACCUCCACACUACUAUUAACAUAAAUUUUAUGAUAGUAUUAAAUGGUCUGUGCUUCUUACUUGUAGCAAGAUCACAACACUAAGAGUUCAUGGCGCGAGAAGUGGCAGGAGGCUGGAUGCUGUGCAGAUGAAUACAUUGGACCACGGAGAGAAAAUGACGCCAUGCUAAACCGUGGAUACUCGAAAUUCAAUGCCAUGUUUAACACAAAAAAACUACAACAAUGAAGUUUUAUGAAGGCAGCAGUACAAUCAAAUUUUCUUGGGAGCAAGUGGCUCAAGGCCUCUGGCAACGCUAUCCCAACCCUGAAAGUUCUCAUGUACUGUCGGAGGACACUGUUGUUAGAAAAAUCAUUGGCCAUCAACUGCACUCAAAACGUAUAUUAACUAAGACAAACCGCAUGCCAAAAUGGGGUGAACGUCUCAUCAAUGCUCGAAAUGUCAGCAUAAUUGAAGAAUCUAUUGUGGAUCCAGAAAAGAAAGAGUUGUGCACAUAUACAAGGAAUGUUGGAUUAACUAAGGUUAUGACUUGUGUGGAGAAAGUGAUUUACAAACCUAGUCCAGAAAACCCACAGUGGACAGUAGCAGAGAGAAAGGCAUGGAUUGACUCCAAGAUUUUUGGAUUUGGCUAUGCAAUCCAGAAAUUUGGUAUUGAGCGCUACAAGAAAAAUAUUCAUAAGACCACUCUUGGGUUUACCUACGCCUUGAAUAGGUUAUUUCCAGUUGUGGACAAUUAUGUUGAAACUCCAAACUCCCAUCACCUAACUUUAGAAGAACGGAAGCAGAGGUUAAAGGAAGCAGCAAGGGAAACUGCCAAAAGAGCAAAGGAGUUGGCACAAGAAAAGGCUGGUCCCAUAUAUGCUGCUUGUGAAGGAGUGAAAAGUUGAGGAUCAAAUGUACUGGCCAACCUUAAGGUGGCUAGAGAAAACAAGUCACAAGUUGCUGAGAAUUUGUAAGAUAAUGGAAAAGCCUUUAGUGAUGAGGAAGGUGCUUUAUCUCCAGAAACUUAAGUGUUUACAUGUUGUAGUGCAAAUAGUUGGAUUUUUUUAUGAUUAGGUACAUUAAUCUGAAUAUUACAUCAGGAAAUUUUACAUCAAAAUUGAAAAAAUUAUAUGCAGUAUUGAAAAAGAACCUGUCAUUGCACCUGAUAAAUUUUAUUUGCUUUAUACAGACUAUGGUUGAUAUAUCAACAGAUGUGGGUGUUUAGUUGAAGAAAAAUAUAAAUACUUUAAAAUGCAAGUUUUAAUGAUUUGAUGCUAAUAUUAAUAGUUUCUUUCUUAAAUAGGGUAAUGACUACUUGAAAGGACUUACUUCAUUCAUGUGAUCAUCAAGUUUGUAUCGAAAAUGUGUUAUAAAUGAUGAAAAUUUAUAUUUCAACAAUACAUCUUUGAUGCCCUUUGGUAUCCCUUUGGUUGCAAGUUUCACUCUUGUUCUUACAAUAGCACACUUGCAUAAUUACAUUAUCAUUUGUUUAUCACAAUGCAUUGUGGGGGAAAUCUGGAGUCAUUGUGGUGAAGGUGUUUGUUAUUUUUUGAGAGAGUGAUUUUGGAAGGGCAAUUUUAAAGUGUUCUGUGAUCAAAGACAUCAAAAUUGAGGACCUUAGAUGAUGGCUUAUAUGUAGAAUUUUUCUGAGGGAAAUCUCUAGUAGAAAGCUAGUUUGACUAGAAGGUAAGUCACCACAUAUAUGAACCCUCAUUUGCAAUAAAAUAUUUCAAUACAAUCAUGACAUUGAUGACAGCUAGCAUUGAACUGUUGUUCUUUACCCAUAGGCUUUCGCCUACUACUGUACAGUACUCCCUCUUUAUCGACGGAUUUUUUAUCGACGGUUUCGAUUAUCGACGGAUUAUUUAGACGGAUUUUUAUUUUGGCUUUAUUUGAACUCUGCGGGC